AACGUAAACAUGACAUAAGUCAAAGUAAAAUUUUUAAUUUCAUCGACGAUUUAGUUCAGAGAAAAAAUACAGAAUUGAAGAACAAUAUAAACAAUCAGGAAGAAUAUAACGAAGAAUGUAUUGGCCUUAAAUCUAAAUCGUUUAUUGAGAUAAUGCUCGAGAAUGAAAAUCAGUUGACAUUUAACCAAUUACGGGAUGAAAUAAUUACUGUUAUAAUUGGAGGUCAAGACACAACAGCUAUGACGAACGCAUGUAUAAUAUUUAUGUUGGCUCAUCAUCAGGAUGUACAAAAUAAAGUGUUGGAAGAGUUAUUGACAAUAUUUUCUUCUGGCGAUCCCGAUCGACAACCUACCUAUGAUGAUUUACAAAACAUGGAAUACUUGGAACGUGUAAUCAAAGAAACUAUGCGACAUUUCCCCCCCCUCCCAUUAUUUGGCAGAAACGUAGAAAAGGAAACAAUGAUUGGAGGCUAUUUAAUCCCUGCAGGGUCAACGUUCCUAAUUUUCCCUGCUCUGUUACACUUUAAUGCGCAAAUCUAUCCCGAUCCGGAGAAAUUCAACCCGGACAACUUCUUGCCCGAAGCAUGUCGCAGUCGCCAUCCGUAUUCGUUUCUUCCUUUUAGUGCUGGUUAUAGGAAUUGCCCCGGUUACAAAUAUGCAAUGCUUCAAAUGAAAACAGUCAUCUCAACUCUGAUCCGGUCUUAUCGUUUUCAUCCGUCGGAUAAGUGUCCUAAACCAGAAAAUCUUCGUGUAAUGUUUUCAACGACACUAAAAUUUGUCGACGGGUGUUACGUUAAAAUAGAAGCGAGACCGUAAUCAAUUAUUGAAGCAGAUUUUAGAACCAAAAUUAUUUACACAUUUAUAUUGUACUGUUCGGAUAUUUUGUAAUGAUAUUAGAUAGGGUUUUGUUAUUUUUUAGAUUUUAGGUAUUUCGGUUAUGGUUAUUAUUUUGGCUUACCAAUUUGUCGGUGUUGUCUCGUUUUACUAAAUAUUUUCUGUAAACUUUUUAAGUUACCUAAACGCAUAUUCUCUCGGUUUUAGACAUCAUUAAUGUGUAAGUGUAUUAUAUUCUUCAUAUCGAUGUCUUUAUUUUUAGUUUUUGGACUUAAAUAACUGCUAAAAGCAUUAAAAAAUAUGUCAAUAAAACUGUCAUCUAAACACUGUUUAGGUCUUAUCGUUUUAAUCCGUCGGAUAAGAGUCCUAAACCAGAUAAUCUCCGUGUAAUGUUUUCAACGACACUAAAGUUUGUCGAAGGGUUUUACGAUAAAAUAGAAGCAAGACCGUAAUCAAUUAUUGAAGCAAAGUUUUUAAUAGUGUUAUUUUAAUUUAAUGUAAUCAUAUUAAAUAGGGUUUCGUUAUUUUUCAUGACG
This is a messenger RNA of Adelges cooleyi (spruce gall adelgid), 1369 nucleotides long. Its product is annotated as cytochrome P450 4C1-like. Lineage: Eukaryota; Metazoa; Arthropoda; Insecta; Hemiptera; Adelgidae. Bases 153 to 815 code for a protein of 220 amino acids. Gene Ontology annotation, molecular function: monooxygenase activity; heme binding; iron ion binding. The transcript is spliced from 4 exons. The record is from RefSeq and is a predicted model, not a curated record.